AUGAGGGGUCCUGGUGGUGAUGGCAAUAUUCUGUGUUGUGACUAUCACUGGCAACAACCUGGUUGUGAUAUUGUAGUAGAGUUUUGUAAGAUGUUACCAUUGGAGGAACUGGAUAAAAGGAAUAUGGAGUUUCUCUAUAUUGUGUAUCACAACUGCAGAUCCAGGUUCAUCGAGUCUCAGGAGCCUUUUAUUCAGUCAGUCAGGAAGAUAAAGGGGUCCCUCAGCCUCCGGGAGAGCAGCAGGGUGGACCAAGACCACGAAUGCGUGUACUGUUACCGCGUCAACCGGCGCCUGUUUCUGGUGCCUUCGGAUCCUGUCCCCUGCCGCCUGUGCAGGACACCUCGGGACCAGCGGGGCCCCGAGACCCUGGUGGAGCCCACGCAGGUCAGGGUGAACAUCCCGCUGUCUGUCCUGGACCCUCCGCACCGGCACCGCCUCCACCGACGGAAGAGCUUCAACGCUUCUGACACGCUGGCCCUGCCCCGGCACUGCCUGAUGGGCUGGGAUGUUCUCCCUCUGAAGCCCGAGAAAAGCUCAGCCCCCAAGAGCCUGGACCUUUGGUCCUGUGUCUCCUCCGAGGCCCAGAACCGGAAGCUGUCAGCUGCCCGCCUGGCUCAGCCAACACGAGUCCCACCCUCCACCCCAUUCCGGUCACAACUCCAGCCUCGCGCGCCCUGGCCGAAGCCCUGA
This is a messenger RNA of Puma concolor (puma), 690 nucleotides long. Lineage: Eukaryota; Metazoa; Chordata; Mammalia; Carnivora; Felidae. The record is from RefSeq and is a predicted model, not a curated record.